ACUCCUACGAACAAGUCCAUAAGUUGCUUAAAACAAAUUUUUUUUCCGUAAAUCACAAAAGCAGCAGCACAACAUGGCGCUGCUGACAGCUAAAGUUAUUGCAAUAUGCCUUGCACUUGCCACAACGGCUUUCAUGGUCUCAACCAUUGUUCUGGCCGUACAGAAGGCGGAUUUGGAGGAUGAAUUACAAGAUGCUUUGGAUAAAUUAGAUGCAACCACCACGCUACCCACUACACUGCCCACAACGCCUACGACGCUUACGACACCUACAACGCUUACAACACCAACGACGGCAGCACCAAACAAUCCAACACAAACUACUGCUCAGCCUGGUAAUCCAACGGAUCCAACCAAUCCAACGACUGUUACUGUAUCAACACCGACAGAAACCACACGUACCACACACGGUGCUGUAAUUCCCACCAUGACUGUGCCGAGUACGCAGUCGACUCCGUAACCUCGAAUCCCAAUUAUCCAACCCUACCACCUGGACUACCAAAUCCCGAAGAGAUUAUCUAUCGUCUGCCAACCGAUAUUCGUCCAGUCAAGUAUCGUAUUUAUUGGCAUCCGAAUUACGAAACGAACACCUG
This is a messenger RNA of Bactrocera neohumeralis, 590 nucleotides long. Its product is annotated as hepatitis A virus cellular receptor 1-like. The record is from RefSeq and is a predicted model, not a curated record. The transcript has 3 exons. Bases 74 to 457 code for a protein of 127 amino acids. NCBI's taxonomy places the organism in Eukaryota, Metazoa, Arthropoda, Insecta, Diptera, Tephritidae.